UGUCAUAAGAAAAAAAGAUAAGAAUAAUAAACUUAAACUAUCUCAGAAUAUAACCUUAUCUUUCUUAUUUUUUUCAUCUAAUAUUUAUCUACGUGUUAAUUGUUACGUGCGAUAUAUCUCAGUUGAGGCGUAGUGCUUAACAGUUCCAGUAGUCUAAACUAGCUUUAAAAAUAAUGGAGUAUUCCUUUCGUUCGAUUCGUAUUUUAAACCGGCUUUUAAGAAAGCCUGUUAGUAUUGCUAAUUAUAAGUAUACGUCGACUGCUCCUGUGAAAGAGGAACUUAAUUCUGAGCUUUUAACAUCGUUUAAUCAAGAUAUUAAAGCGGGUGGUGUAGUACCAGUAUUCAGAAGAGCUCUAUUAUUUCCUAGUCGUAUUGCCCUACAAGAUGAUAUUGGAAUCUAUACAUAUGCUGGCUUACACCAAGCUGCGUCAGUGCUUAGUGAUGAGAUUUCUGCACAACUGUUGGGUGAAACUCAGCGCACAAUUGCGUACAUGUGCAGUAACAACGCGUCACACGUCAUCACACAGUGGGCUAUAUGGAUGACAGGGAACAUUGCUAUCCCACUGUCAUCAAUUCAUCCUCCGGAUAUGCUCAAAUACUUCCUAACAGACAGCACCGCUAGCUUAGUGAUAUGCACACAGGAAUACGAGAAACUGUUACGUCCGAUUACUCUAGAAGUGUCUACACCUCUUCUAAUAGCUGGUAGAGAGAAAGAAGUAACAGCACAACUCUAUCAACCUAAUACUACUUUUAUGAAGCCAAAAAUGGAAGAAACGCUAAGUGAUGUUGGAAGAUCAAACUUUUGGUAUGGACAGAAUGAUGCUAUGCUGAUUUAUACCAGUGGUACGACCAGUAAACCUAAAGGCGUGGUGUGGACACAUAAUAUGCUCAGUACGCAAAUAGCGGCACUGCAAAGCGCGUGGCAGUACUCAGCUAAUGAUGUUGUUCUACAUACGCUGCCCUUACACCAUAUACAUGGACAACUGAAUUCCUUGAAUGCCUCAUUAGCCGCUGGAGCACGCAUACGCAUGCUCUCUUCGUUCGUAUCGCACGCUGUGUGGUCUCGCUUACUCGGUAUGGGAGAGAGAGAGGAGGCGAAGGUGUCGGUGUUCCACGGAGUACCCGCGAUGUAUUCCCGCCUCGUCGCGGACUAUGACACGAUGUUCGCUGACAGCAAGAUGGCGGAAUAUGUACGAAGUACGCUGUCUAGUAAGAUGCGGUUGAUGUGUGCGGGCUCCGCGCCAUUACCUGAUAAAUUGUUUAGAAAAUGGGAGGAGAUAUCAGGUAUUCGUUUAUUAGAGCGAUACGGUAUGUCCGAAGUGGGUAUGGCUCUUAGCAACCCGUACAGACCAGUGGAGCAGCGCGAGGUGGGCUGCGUGGGCGCGCCGCUGCCCGGCGUCGCUGCUAGGAUAGCGACAGUGGAUGAACUGAAGCCAUUGAUUACUGUGGAAUCGCCAGUACCUGAUAAUCAGAUAUAUUUAGAUAAACUAGGAUUAUCAGGCUCUAAGGAGUUCUUCACGGAUAACGAAGGCAAUGAUUGGAAGCAACCGACGGUUACUGUACACGAGAAGAGUCAGGAUAACGAAUAUCAAGGAGAAUUAUUAUUAAAAGGACCUGCUGUUUUUACCAGAUAUUGGAACAGAUUGCCACAAUUAAAUGCAUCUGAUUUCACAAAGGACGGUUGGUUUAGAACUGGAGACACCGCGUUGUAUUCAUCAGGUCGUUUUAAAAUCCUCGGCCGUACAUCUGUAGAUAUAAUAAAGACGAGUGGGUACAAAGUUAGUGCGUUACAAGUGGAGUCGGCAGUGUUAGAACAUCCUAAUGUCGUCGAUGUUGCGGUGUUGGGGGUACAACAUGAUACUUACGGUGAAAUAAUAACCGCAGUAGUAGUUUCUAAAGAUAAUGCGAAGUUAACAUUGAAAGAUAUAAAAGAUGUGGCGGGAAAGAAACUGCCGCCAUAUUCGUUGCCAAGGAAACUGUUGCUAGUGGAGGUAAUGCCACGAAACGCGAUGGGAAAACUAGACAAGAAGGAAAUAAGGAAAGUAUUCGCUGAUAAACUUAAUGUUGCAGAUAAAUAAGUUUUUUGACUGGAGUUCCUGUAUUGUAUAUAAUGUUAUAAAUGAAGUAAGUUUUUUUCAUCUUUAAAAACAAAACUAGCUACAUAUAAAGUUUUAAAUAUGUUUUAUAAAUGUUACUAGUUCUGUUUCAAAUUGAUUUUAAAGUUUUUUUUGUUUACGGUUUUAAUGUUACCGAUUCAUGUAUUAUAUGAGAUGCAUUUAAAAAAGUAUUUAUUAAAUGAUAUAUAUGUAUAAAUUUAUAUUACUUUAUUUA
Messenger RNA from Papilio polytes (common Mormon), 2331 nucleotides. It is a transcript of the gene Acsf3, whose product is annotated as acyl-CoA synthetase family member 3, mitochondrial. Gene Ontology annotation, biological process: fatty acid metabolic process. Gene Ontology annotation, molecular function: medium-chain fatty acid-CoA ligase activity. The coding region runs from base 174 to 2078 and encodes 634 amino acids. The transcript has 11 exons. Lineage: Eukaryota; Metazoa; Arthropoda; Insecta; Lepidoptera; Papilionidae. The record is from RefSeq and is a predicted model, not a curated record.